AUGAUGAUGAAGAAUCCAAACAAAUACUCAAAGAUAGAGAAAGAAUAUCCUAAUGAGAUGGUCCAUAGGAGAGCUCAGUUUCUGAUCCACAAGAUUCUCCAACGAGCCGACACAGAGUCAUUAAGGCAACAGCAGAAGAGAACUACUACAAUCAAAAUGUCGUCGUUUAAAGUUGUGGGAAUAAAAAUGAAGAUUGGGAAGAAGCUGAGGAAGCUAAGAAAGAGUUGUGUAAUGGCAAAUAAACAUGGUGAUGAUCUUUUGCUACGUGUUGUUAAAUCUCUUAAACGUUAUUUCUUCUGUUCUUCUUCUCAAAACGUUUCUGAUGUUCCUCCUCGCUUCACUCUUCAUGUUUGA
Molecule: messenger RNA, 354 nt
Organism: Arabis nemorensis
Lineage: Eukaryota; Viridiplantae; Streptophyta; Magnoliopsida; Brassicales; Brassicaceae
Source: the annotation of a GenBank genome assembly